This is a messenger RNA of Mesocricetus auratus (golden hamster), 1836 nucleotides long. It is a transcript of the gene F11r, whose product is annotated as F11 receptor. Gene Ontology annotation, biological process: establishment of endothelial intestinal barrier; cell adhesion; regulation of membrane permeability. The transcript has 10 exons. Gene Ontology annotation, cellular component: bicellular tight junction. The record is from RefSeq and is a predicted model, not a curated record. Lineage: Eukaryota; Metazoa; Chordata; Mammalia; Rodentia; Cricetidae. Bases 94 to 993 code for a protein of 299 amino acids.
CAACCUGGCGGCUGGAGUCCAGUCCCAGCGCGGUGGAUUGCGAAGCUCUUCCCAGCCCAGUGGCUCGCUCGUCGCGUGGUAAUUGUAACUGUAAUGGGCACCGAGGGGAAAGUCGGGAGGAAACUAUUGUUUCUCUUCACGUCCGUGAUCCUUGGCUCUUUGGUACAAGGCAAGGGUUCAGUGUACACUUCUCAAACAGACGUCCAAGUUCCCGAGAAUAACCCCAUCAAGUUGUCCUGUACCUACUCUGGCUUCUCUAAUCCCCGAGUGGAAUGGAAGUUCGUCCAGGGUGGCACUACCACGCUUGUUUGCUAUAACAGCCAGAUCACGGCGCCCUAUGCAGACCGUGUUACCUUCUCAUCCAGUGGCAUCACAUUCAAGUCUGUGACCCGGAAAGACACUGGAGAAUAUACUUGUAUGGUUUCUGAGGACGGUGGCCAGAACUAUGGGGAGGUCAGCAUCCAGCUCACCGUGCUUGUGCCUCCAUCCAAGCCGACGGUCAAUAUCCCCUCCUCGCUCACCAUUGGGAACAGGGCAGUGCUGACCUGCUCCGAACAAGAUGGCUCCCCGCCCUCUGAGUAUUCCUGGUUCAGGGAUGGGAUAGAUAUGCUUACGGACUCCAAGAAAACCCGUGCCUUCAUCAAUUCUUCAUACACGGUUGAUCCAAAGUCGGGGGACCUGAUCUUUGAUCCUGUAACAGCCUUUGACAGUGGCGAAUACUACUGUCAAGCCCAGAAUGGGUUUGGGACAGCCACGAGGUCGGAGGCUGUGCGCAUGGAUGCUGUGGAGCUGAAUGUGGGGGGCAUCGUGGCAGCUGUCCUGGUAACACUGAUUCUCCUUGGACUUCUGGUUUUUGGCGUCUGGUUCGCCUAUAGCCGAGGAUACUUUGAAAGAACAAAGAAAGGGACUGCACCAGGUAAAAAGGUGAUUUACAGCCAGCCAAGUGCUCGAAGUGAGGGGGAGUUCAAACAGACCUCAUCAUUCCUGGUGUGACCUGCUGGGGCUCAUCUCUGCUCCUCUUGCCUUACUUGGGUGCUACAGGUUCCAGCCCCUGCUGGCUGUAGCUGCACAGGAUGCCUUCAAAGUCUUCUAGGUCCCACAGGACCCCUUUUAUUUUAGCUAGGAUGUGAUUUCAAUACCAGCUAUUUUUUCCUUCCUUUUUCCUGCCUACCACCACUGGGUGGCUUGAGACUAGUUACAAAGUUUCAUUCCCUGUGGGAUUGGACGAGAGUCCUAGACUAGACAGCAGAAAUGACUGCACUGAAUAAGGACUUUAAGCCUAAUUCCCCAGCUUUCUCCGCCCCUGGUGAGGAUGGGUGCCAGCUUCUCUAGAGUGGGGACUGGAGAAAGGAGGGGCUGAAUUGUUUGGUGACCUCAGCUCUUCAGUCUCUGGAGCCUUUUGUCCCCACAAAAUGUGCCACUGGGAUUCUCCUGGAUACAAGCAAAUUGACACCGCAUCCUCACGAGGUGGGAGAGUUUAGUAUCAACCAAGACACUUGGAGUAAGAAAGAUUUAAACUACUGAUCUAAAGAAAAGGUUGGGACUGGUGGCUGGCAAUCACUCUUCCCUUCACUGGAACAACUGCACAAGACCCUUGUAAGAUGUGUAUGGGUUGUGGAGAUGUGUGUAUUAUAGUCUUGGCUCUGUGGUGGACUGUGUGUGUGUGUGUGUGUGUGUGUGUGUGUGUGUGUGUGUGUGUGUGUGUGUGUGAGAGAGAGAGAGAGAGAGAGGAGAGAGAGAGAAUGAGAACUAAGGGCUUCCCAGCUCUUGUGGCAAGAUUGUAUUUCUGUGUGUUUAUAUUAGAUGUUGUUGGAAAUAAAAAUUUGGUUUGUGAAA